Molecule: messenger RNA, 17142 nt
Organism: Coregonus sp. 'balchen'
Lineage: Eukaryota; Metazoa; Chordata; Actinopteri; Salmoniformes; Salmonidae
Source: the annotation of a GenBank genome assembly
AUGGAAAAUGGAUUCCUAACCGACGUAUACCCUGAGCAGUAUUGGUACAUCAUCAACAUCUGGCGGGUAAGGAAUCGCACUAGCUCGUGCCUCGUAAGUAAGCAGCUGUUGCAGAAUUGUAAAUGCAUGAUUCUAUCAUUUCAACCUAGGUAGUGUCGGAUGUUUCACCUUCUCAAUAUCCACUUGCGCCGUGUACAUUUUCUCUUGCAUGUUCAUACUUCAAACACGGUGCUUUUGUUUGUUACAAUGUAUAUAUCAUGGGUUUAUAGCUUCAGUGUAUCAUCAUACUAUCAUGCUGACCGCAGUCCAUUUUCAUUGAACUGGCUGCACCAAUACCCUCAUGUAAUGCAGAAGUAUCUUGCAUUGGAAAGCUGUCAUACCAUUGACAGUGGCUUCUAGUUGAAGUGCUGUGCAGUGCUUCUCAGCCUGUCACAUUGGUGGUAGUGCAUGCAUUGCCAAUAGGUAGAAAAAUGACAUAGCAAGCAAUUGGGCCUUCCAUGCACUGCAAUCCUUGUUUGGUUUUAGUGCUGGACAGUAACAUAUUGUUUGUGUAAUGUGUACUGGGCAUGUCUCCAAAGGGCAGAGAGGGUGGAGGAUGCCAUCCCCGGAGCAACGGGCAGCGGAGAUGGGGGAGGAGGGGGAAGGUGAAAGGUCUGUGGCGGCCAGAGAGGGACCGAGCGGGCACAGCCAAGCAGACACCACCACCAACAACCUACUGGCCUCCGUCAAAGAACAGGUAUGUUUAGUUCGCUCUUUUUCUCCUCUCGUUCUCUCGCUCCCUCUCUCUCUCGCAGUAGGUAUGCCUCUCCCCAUCUCGUUCUAGUUCUAUGAGUCUCUUUCCCUCUCCAUCUCUCUUUUUAUAUCACCCCCUCCCUUCCCGUUUCCCUUCUGCUGUUAUGUUAUGCAUUUAGAGAUGCUAGAAUGCACAAGGAGAUUACCUCCUUUGAUCAAGCAGUGUUUUCUGAGACUGUCGCUCAAUCAGAAUUGUGGGAAAGCAGGGUAUUUACAGAUAAAUGAUUUACAGAUUUACAGUGUAGGCUACCUCACAAUUGUGUCCUCCUGAGUGCUAGUACAGAAAUGAGUGAUGAAAAAUGUGAAUGUCACACAAUAUUCCAGACGUUUAAUCAAACCCGUCAUAAAACUGUAAAUUAAUAUUUUUCAUUUUCGUCUUAUUCUGAAAGCUGGAACUGUCUUCCUGAUGAGAUUUUCAAGAUCUUCUUGUAUUUUUUAGAUUAAAAAAUGAAUAUUUUUUCUUCUUUUUUUUUUUUACGUAGACUGUAUUGCUGCAUAAAUAUGGCAAUGCUGUUUUGAUGGAAUUCGACCCCUAAAGCUUUAGGCUGAGUGUUUUCUAAUGGGUUUCUCUCUUUUGAAUUCUGUCAAAUUUUGUAAAGAGUCAGCAGAAGUGUGGAGGUCAGCUAACUGUAGUAGUAUGAUGAGCCGCAGUAAUAAUCUGUACAAAAUCAGCAUUUUCAUAGUGAAUAGUGAUAGGAGUCCAUCAGUUGCUGUAGCAAACAGUAUGCUGAGUGGGCAAACCCAGUGCCAUGUUAGUGUCAAAAGUCCCAAGACAAUAAGACAUUCUAGUAAGAAUGAAGUCUUAUCCAUAGAAAUAGAAUGACGGUUUUCUUGUUGUCACGGAAUAUUUGGUACCAGUAUGUAGGAUGGACACUGUGCCCCGCUGGUUUAGUUUUCCUGGAAUGGUCCAUCCCAUCUCUAUCCUAAUCUAGAUCUGGAGGUGGAGUUAAAGCACUAGGCCUAGCGUGUAUUUCACUGAGGUCCCUAAUGCAGUUAAGACAGCUGUCAGGGAGUGUAUGUGGGUUGCUGGGUUUUCCCCCUUGUAUUUACUGUGUGUGUGUUUACGCCCUGUGUGUGUUUGCUUGUGUGAUGUGCUUGGUUGAGCCCAGUAAUUCUCUGGUGUGAGUGAGUGUGUGCACUGUGUGUGUGUGCACUGUGUGUGUGUUGCACUCACUCACUCUGUCUCUGGCUGACUUUCCUGUGUGAUUGCAGGAUUACAGUGUGUCAUCUGGUUCUCUCUAGUAGUGUGUGUAGACAGGAUCUAAACUCUGGGGUCGACGCCAUUUACCAGACAGAGACACUUUGUGUUUGUGACCCCCUGACAAUGGGCAGUCAGUCAGUGACCCCUCCAGUUCACCAGUCAGCUGGUACAGUACUAGACACAACCUGGCACUGCUUGGCAUGGGAGGAGGAAUCAUUGGCAGGACCCCAUCCUGAUAAGAGCCCAUCCUGUUCAAGCUGGUGGCUGGCUGCCACUGUGGCACUGACUGCUUCCAAGUGAUGACGCUUAAUCAUUUAGCGGUUAGUCUCACCUCAUGGCCUAUAAAGUCUGCAUAGUCUAUAUACUCAUUUUAGACAUUUGUAGCCCUGAAGGGUUUUUAAUUGACUUCUUAUAAUAAUGUUCACUUGUAACAAACACAUUAAGAAACACAUAACCCGUCCCUGUUCAGUAUGAAAUCGGACUGAUGUUUCUGGGUAGCUCUGACCUUAAUGCCACAAAGCCUCUUUUGUUGACUUAUUCAUUUGGACCAUAAAUAUUUUACAGGUCAAACAUCAAAAUGCUCUAAAAUCGACGCAGAGCGAGCAUGCCAAAGGCUGUGUACCUUGGUUAUUGUUAACACAAUGGAAGUUGUUGUCAGUGAAAGAAAAUGUCAUUCGGCGAGUAUGAUUCUACCAUUUGUCCCUUCCGUGUUGCCGUAGGAGCUCCAGUUUGAGCGUCUGACCCGGGAGCUGGAGGAGGAGCGUCAGAUCGUCGCCAGUCAACUGGAGAGGUGCAUGCUGGGAGCUGAGUCGCCUGGCGAUGAUGAUGAUGCCAGUAGCAGGUACACACACACACACACACGCACACACACACACACACACGCACACACACACACACACACACCACACACACACACACACACACCACACACACACACACACACACACACACACACACACACACACACACACACACACACACACACACACACACACACACACACACACACACAGAGAGAGAGCACUGACCCUGUUUCUCUAUCAGCAUGUCACCUACAUGGAGCUACUGAUGAUAAGUAGCUACAGUAAUGCCUUUAUCCAAGCUCACUGAACGCACAACAUGCAACACACACACACGUACACAAACACACACACACACAAAUACACACACAGGAUUACAUUGUAAACUGUCAUGUUGAUCUAACUCUCAUCUCCUCUCCAUCCCUGUCCUGCCCCAUCCCUUCCCUCCAUUAUUUGACUACCUUCUCUCCUUGACAGUGACUCAUCAGAGAAGUCCUUUGCUUGGAGAUCCACAGGUACAGCUUCUCCCAUAUUCAAAUCAUAUUGACCCCUAUUGAAAUCCUAUUGUAAAGACACCCAUAGGGUUGCCCAAAGGUAGCACAAGUACAAAGGUAUGUAGCGAGUGCUAUCAUAAACUGCUUUUGAGAUAAGCUACGUUUGCACCACAGGAGGCUGCUGAGGGGAGAAUGGCUCAUAAUAAGGAACAGAGCAAAUGGAAUGGCAUCAAACACCUGGAAACCAUGUGUUUGAUGUAUUUGAUACCAUUCCACCAAUUCCACUCUAGUCAUUACCACGAGUCCGUUCUCCCCAAUUAAGGUGCCACCAACCUCCUGUGAGUUGAAGCAAUCUUGAUAGCGAUCACAGGACGGUUGACGUGACGCCAUCUUGUUUUCCUCAGUAGAUGUGUCUGGUACGGGAGAGCACCGGGCUGCUGUAAUGGACAGCUCUCAUCAGUCACCCUCCCGUCUCUUCAGAGCUGAUCAGGGUCACGGGUCACUCUACCUCCCUGAACCGGAGAGGGCAUCCCUGCAUGACAGUGAGGGUCUGUUACUUCCUGCAUCCUCUUUUUCAUCUGACUUUUUCUUCUUCUUGUUUUGCAGUUUAGAUUUAGCAUGGAGAAUAUAGAAUGCUUAGGGCUAGAUGGAAUCUGCUGGGCAGAAUUUUUUUUUAACUCAAAAGGAAUGAUUUGACAUCAAAAAGCGGAAAACGUUUUGAAAGUGAAAAGGCAGAAAUGCUUUAAAAAAAAAAAAAAAAAACUGAAAAUGCUUUGAAAUAAAAAAGCAGAAACUUCUUUGAAAUAAAACGUAGCUGUGGAAUAACAUCAAAGUAUACCAGGUACUGCGACACAACAUACAGUAUAUAACGUAGUUAUGGUUUACUUAUUAAAUAUUAAGACAACAUUUACAACUAAUGUAACAACAGACUUCAUUUGGCCAUAUUAUGCACAAUAAACAGUAUAUCAUCCUAAGCGGGCACAUUCUAUAACUUAAUGACAAUAUUUAUUUAAAUGGAAACGUAUAUUUUACAUACCAUGGCAUGCUGUAUUGAUUAUGAAUGUAUCGAUUGCAUAAAUGCUCAUUCACUGUGUAGCCUAGUUCUGAAAUAGACAUAAAGAUCAAUAAGGCAAUCCAUCAUUCAAACGUAAUUCUGUCCUCUGCUUCCUCUCCACCCUCCCUCCCCUCUCUCUCCUCUUCUCUCUCCUACAUCCCCCCUCUCCUCCCUUCUACCCCUCCCCUACCCUCUCACAGGAUCUGUGGCCCAUAUGACGUCAUAUGCAGAUAGUGGAUACCAGGACAGUAGCAUGAGUUACUACAGUGUGAGCAGAGAGAAUGUGGUUCUGUCAGAGCCCAGACACGUGCUGUCAGGCAGCGGCCCCAGGGGAAGCCCCGGUCACGGCAGGAGCUCCCGGGCAGAGGGACAGGCCUCUGCACAGGUAGCUAAUGUACACUAACCCAACUCUACUGUGUAGAGACGGACAAAAUCUUUAAAUUUUACAUUUUAGUCAUUUAGCAGACGCUCUUAUCCAGAGCGACUUACAGUUAGUGAGUGCAUACAUUUUCAUACUGGCCCCCCGUGGGAAUCGAACCCACAACCCUGGCGUUGCAAGCGCCACGCUCGACCAACUGAGCUACAGGGGCCCUAUUUAUAUGCCAACAUAUAUAUCUAUAUAUAUGAUAUAACCUUUUAAAUGCCUGCCUAUUUAUAUAAUAUCAUAGUUAACCUACUCAAACUGUAUAUAACGCAAGGUUAAAGAUCCAUAGGUAUCAAGGACUGAAUUGGCUUUCCUGUGUGUCGUGCCUUGUCCAUAUCUCUCCCCCACUCUCUGACAUCCGGUAUCUCUCCCCCACUCACCCUACUCCCUCCUAUCCCAGGCCUCAGCGUCAGGGCGGGUGAUGAGGAGGAUGGGCUCCCUCCCCUCCCGCGGCCAGUCUCCUGUGUGUGGUGUGGGGGGCGCCGUGUCCCCGUCCCGGGUCUCUCUCCGCACCUCCCAGGGCGGCAGCGCCUACGGCUCACCCAUACUCACCGAGCCCAAACCCCUCGCCAGCAUCUUCCCCGGGACCACCAUGCCCCCCUCCUCCCCGCCUGGUCCAGGCACCACCCCCUCCUUCCAGCGCGCCACCUCUCCCUACUCCCCCACCCACCAGAGGAACGGGAACGGCGACUCCCCUCUCCGGACCAGCCCCCGUCCAGGCAGCGCCAGUCAUGCCACCUCACCUCACCAGGCGACGGGUAGUAUCUCCGGGUGCCUGGGGUCUACUCUGUCUCUGGUGGAGGGGAGGGGGCUGUCUGGCUCUCCUCUGAGGUCCUGUAUGACGGCUGUUCCCCAGCACUACGGCUCCACACUGCCCCGCCAGGGGGCUCAGACCCAGGCUCUCCACUACGGACAUGACGCCUACGGGCUCUAUGAGAGGACCGCGCUGCCCCUGUCACGCCCUGACAGCCUCACUGGUUAGUCAUACAGCAGGACUCUGCCUCGAAACACACACAGACACACACAUGCACACACGUUCACACAUACACACAGACACACACAUGCACUUAAAGCUGGAAUCCUUAAUUAAAACAAUAACAAAGCAGUCACCCCGCCUUAGCUUUGGUAACAAUAGGGAUAGGCCUGGAUAACUUUAACCACUCUCAAAUUCAAAGCAAGCGCUAUGUAUGCAAGGACUGACCAUCCAUCAGAAUAAUAGUUUUAACCAUGUUUUAAGGCUAUACAGCAGGGAUCAUCAACUAGAUUCAGCCGCGGGAUGAUUUCUUCUUGAGCGGAUGGUCAGCGGGCCGGAACAUAAUGACAAAUAAUUUGUAGACUGCAAAUUGACCGCAAGAAGCCCAAACAGAUAUAAUAUUUGACUAAAACCUAAUCAUUUCAAACUUUGCUUACAUUUAUAUGCAAUCACAGAUACAGUAUCUCUGUUAUGCGUCGGAAUACUUUGGAACAGAUUUAAAAUCAAAUCCCCGGUGGGCCGCCAGUUGGGGAACCCUGCUAUACAGUGUUUAUUUACAUUUACUUUGUUUACAAACAUUGGAGUAUAACAAGCUUAUAUUUUGGGGUCUAAAACAAUUGAACUAAGUUCAUGAGGCAUUUAUUUAAGUUGUAUUAGUCCAAAAAUGGAUGUAGCAAGUAAGGAUUUAUGCUGGUUAAAGGGUAGGAAAAAUAUACUUGAAAAGGGUCAAACGGAACCAGGCUCUCUUCUGAUUUCCGUGCAGAGAACUUGUCUUUCUGAAUCGAUUCAGCUUUGUAGAGGUCCAUUGGUUUCUGUGUGAAAGGGAUGAUAUGAACUAAAUACUAGAUCUGUAGUGUUGGUGACAGAGAGAUGUGUUUGUCCUGUAUCCUGAUCCAUCCUGCAGCGCAUCAUAUCAAUGAGCCUAGCCUACUGACCCACAUAGCCCUGUUUUAUAAAUCCCUUGUUCAAAGGUUAACAAUAGGGCUCUGGGCAAAAGUAGUGCACUAUAUAGGGAAUAGGGUGCCAUUUGAGGCGUAACCAGAGUCAUUCGGAGCACUGCUCUGCUCUGGGGGUAUUGUUUGGUAAAACAUGACAAAGCAGCAUGGAUUGGUUUCCAUCUAUUUUACAGGGCCAAACGAAAGGAGCCUAUUGGCAAAGUGAAUCAAGUGCGCCCUGGAGAACCAUAAAGCGUUGCCUUUUACAGCUCGUUACACUGAAGCAGAGUGAUGCAGGGGAUUCUUGUUGGCCGUAGGCCUUUACUGCACAGUAUAUCUCAAUAGGUUGAGCUUUCAAAAGAGGUUCAACAAUAGACUGCAACCAUCCAAGAUGCACUCUUAUAUUGGUGUGGUCACUUCAACCAGCAUUAUAUUUGGGACAAAUCUUUCGCUAAACCCUAAACCUUAUCUAAAUCUUAUAAUGAAUAAUGGGGCGAUUGAACAUGUACAGGAGACUAAACUGCUUGGUGUAACCCUAGAUUGUAAACUGUCAUGGUCAAAACAUAUUGAUGCAACGUUAGCUAAGAUUGGUCUGUCUGUGAUAAAGCUCUGCUCUGUUUUCUUGACAUCACAAUCAACUCAGGUCUGCAGUUUCAUCACACCUGGACUACUGCCCAGUUAUAUGGUCAAGUGCUGCAAAGAAGGACAUAGGCAAAUUACAGUUGGCCCAGAACAGAGCAGCACGGCUGGCCCUUAAAUGUACAUGGAGGGCUAGUAUCAAGAACGCAUGUCAAUCUCACCUGGCUCAAAGUAGAGGAGAGAUUGACUGCAUCACUACUAGUCUUUGUGAGAGGUAUUGACGUGUUGAAAGCACCGAACUGUCUGUUCAAACAGCUAACACACAGCUCAGACACCCAUACAUACCCCACAAGACAUGCCACCAGGGUUCUCUUCACAUUCCCCAAGUCCAGAACACUCUGGGAAACGCACAGUACUACAUAGAACCAUGACUACAUAGAACUCUCUUCCACAUCAGGUAACUCAAGCUAGCAGUAAAAUCAGAUUUAAAAAACGAAUAAAACACCACCCGACGGCACAACGCAGACUGUGAAGAGACACGCACUCUACACACACACAUUGUAAUUGUGGAUUUUAUAUUGUAAAUGUGUAAUAUUAGAGUAAUAAUGUCUUGUAUGUUGUAUUGAUUUAUUUAUGAUGUAGGCUGUUUUGUUGUGAUGUAACUGUUUUAACCCUGUUUUGACCCCAGGAAGAGUAGCUGCUGCCUUGGUAGUAGCUAAUGGGGAUCCUGAUAAAUGCUAAAUACUAAACCACUUACAUCAACCUCAACCAUGAACAUAGAUCUACUUUCACACUGUAUAGCAGCCUACAAUUAAUCAUUCACAACCAACAUACAACACAACUGAUUACAGAUUGUAAUAUUAUUUUAGAUUUAAAGUUGAUUUAGGGUUGAUGAAGAAUUUCACCACGUUUCUCCACAUUCCAUCACCAACAACAUUGUCCUCAAAGCCCAUCUUGACAGCUGACACAGUGUAAAUAAUGUAAAGCCAAUUAAUGUUCCCCUGCUGCGUGUGUGUCCAGGUCUGCACAGCUCCUACGCCACUCACCACAGCCCACUGGACCAGGAUAUGAGGAUGGCCAUGUCUCCUGACUGCCACAUCACGCCUGUCUACGACGACAGAGCCUUCCACAGCCCCCUGUAUCACAGUCCCACCCACACCCACCACGGAUCACACAGCGCUAUCUACAGGACACUCACAGGUACUGCAACACACUACCAGCAGACACAACUACACAUGGCUAGGGCCAUUGGGACCAGAGUCUUGCACAGUGUGUUAUAACUAGUUUGUAAUCUACAGUCAACACGAUAUUCAUAUGUGGGCUGUCUUUUCUAAGACACAUCUUUGGAGAUGCAGUUAAACAGACUCAAAGCGGAGAGGUGUGUGUGUGUGUGUGUGUGUGUGUGUGUGUGUGUGUGUGUGUGUCUAGGCUACGCCCCAUCCUGAAUGUAUCCGUGUCUUUGUAUUCCCAGGUGCGGCAAACCUUCAGCGGACCCUCCAGAGGACCACAAGCCAUUGCAGCACCCUGGCGUACCAAAGAAGCAGCUAUGGGCUGAACACCGCAGGGUCAUACGCAGACCCCUACAGGGUCUCCCAGCAGGGACAGGGGCCCAAUGAGAACUCUUUCUCCAGGCACUCUGGUCUGGUUGACAGGGCUGCCACAAGGUCCCCCUCCAUAGACAGUAUAGAGAAGGACCCUAGGUACAAAUACACGACGCACCAUCACACACACACUCACACACACGUCGAGCCACGCGAUGAUUACAUCCUGACAUGUUAUUUAUGAAUUCAGAUCAAAGUUUAUUGUUCAUGUCCGCAGGACACAGGGUGUAAACGGUACAGUAAAAAAAAUACACAAUAAGUAAUAAAAAAUAAGAAAAAUAGUAAUGUUUGUAAAUAUAUACUGUACACAAUAAGAAUAUACAGUAUAGAUUAUGAAAUGUGAGUUUUAUUGAUGUGUCAUUGAUGAUGGAAGCGAUAUAUUGAAAAUUGCUUUUAGACUCACUUUCUCUCCCUCUCUCCCCAUCUCUCUCCCUCUAUCUCUCUCUCCCUCCCCCAUCUCUCUCCCUCUAUCUCUUUCUCUCCCUCUCAUCUCUCUCCUUCUCUCUCUCCCUCCCCACCCUCUGUAGGGAGUUUUCAUGGCGUGACCCCGCGCUUCCUGAGGUGAUCCGCAUGCUGCAGCAUCACUUCCCCUCUGUCCAGGCCAACGCUGCAGCCUACCUCCAGCACCUGUGUUACGGAGACAACCGCAUCAAAGUGGAGGUAACAUGAUGCCUGUCUGUCCCUGUCUGUUCCUAACCUCUCAGCUGAUGUGUAUGAUCAAACAGUCCUUCCCUAGAGAGGAUUUGAAAGCACAAACACAUAGCCCUUUUCUGCAGUCAAAUGACCAAAUCUCCCUCUAGUGCCCUCAUGGGUGGAAUGUUAUUACUUUUUUUCAAACGGUAUUGUUAUAUUUCAGUCUUCUGUGAUGUAUAUAAAGUGUAAUAUUGGUAUGAAAACAAAAAAUUUAAUACAUUUCAACUCUAUAUCUGACAUGGUACAGUUGUCUUCUUUUUUUAAAGCCCAUAACCAUGUGUGUGAGGCGUAUACUUUUGUUUAAAAGUAGAUUUGUUUAAGACUACCAAGAAACACUCUGUGUGACCCUGAUUUAGCCCACUGCAGUAAAAGGUGAAUUAAUAUAAAGGAUAGUGCUAAAAACAUGAAUAUAAACUGGGUGGUUUGAGCCCUGAAUGCUGAUUGGCUGAAAGCUCUGGUAUAUCAGACCGUAUACCACUAGUAUGACCAUUUAUUUUUACUGUUCUAAUUACGUUGGUAACCAGUUUAUAAUAGCAAUAAGGCACCUCGGUGUGUUUGUGGUAUAUUGCCAAUAUACCAUGGCUAAGGGCUGUAUCCAGGCACUCUACGUUGCCUCGUGCAUAAGAACAGCCCUUAGGCGUGGUAUAUUGGCCAUAUACCACACCCCAUCGGGCCUUAUUGCUUAAAUAACAGUGUUAUUGAUUACACCUUUUUGGUUUUGUCAGCUCCAGGUGUGUGUGACCUUGACCCUCUUCUAACAGGUGUGUCACCUGGGAGGUAUCCAGCACCUAGUGGACCUGCUGGACCACAAGGCUGUGGAGGUGCAGAAGAGUGCCUGCGGAGCCCUGAGGAACCUGGUUUAUGGCAAAGCUACAGACGACAACAAGGUGGCCCUGAGGAACUCUGGUGGCAUCCCCGCUCUGCUCAGACUGCUGAGGAAGACCACCGACAACGAAGUCAGGGAGCUGGUCACUGGUACGUCUCUCUGCCUCAUUGUCUGUCUGUCUGUCUGUCUGUCUCCUUUUUUUGUUUGUUUUAGCUGUCUGCCUGUUUUUAUGACUGUCUAGAUCAGGGGUAUUCAACUCUUACCCUACGAGGUCCGGAGCCUGCUGGUUUUCUGUUCUACCUGAUCAUUAAUUGCACCCACCUGGUGUCCCAGGUCUGAAUCAGUCCCUGAUUAGAGGGGAACAAUGAACAAACUUAGUGUAACUGGCUUUGAGGUCCAGAGUUGAGUUUGAGGGGUCUAGAUCUAUAUAUAUGCUUGCUUGCUGAUACAGUAUUUCUUGCCUAUCUCUGCAUUAUCAAGUGAGGGAUGACAGGAUACAACCUUAUGGCCGCACCUCAGCACGUGUCCUCUGCUCACUACAUCUGUGCCUAUCCCCCGUUACCACUAGGGGUGCUGUGGAACCUGUCGUCGUGCGACGCGGUCAAGAUGACCAUCAUCAGGGACGCUCUGAGAACCCUGACCAACACUGUGGUCAUCCCCCACUCCGGCUGGAGCAGCGCCAACUACCGAGAGGAGACCAAGCUCAAGUUCCACUCCUCUCUCCUGCUGCGCAACACCACCGGCUGCCUCAGGUGAGGAGUGAGGAAGUCAUCCCUGUAAGAUCCGAUGACUGUAAAUCGCUUUGGAUUAAAGCGUCUGCUAAAUGGCUUUCUUCUUCUGUGUGUGUGUGUGUUCAUGUGGCUGUAAACCUGUAUGUAUUGUCUAUGUGGUUGUAUUGUUGACCUGUCUGCUGUGUUUUGCCACAGGAACCUAAGUUCAGCAGGAGAGGAGGCCAGGGGUCAGCUGAGGGGUUGUGAGGGCCUGGUGGAUUCCCUUCUCUAUGUCCUCAAGGCCUGUGUUCACACCUCUGACUUCGACAGCAAGGUGGGCUUACUAUAAGAGUAGUACAUUUAGGCUAGUCCAGAAACAAUGACAUGCACCCCACCUGCCUGAACCCCCUCUACUUUAUCCAGAAUUAGACCAGCCAUCUUCACUCAGUUUCUGCCCAUCCAUCUCUGCUAUCCCAACUUAAACUUCCUGAUCUUACCCCCUUUGUGUGUGUAUAUGUGUGUGUGUAUUGUGUGCGUCACUGAAAUGCUUCCCCCUCCUCUCCCAGAUUGUGGAGAACUGUGUGUGUACUCUGAGGAACCUGUCCUACCGUCUGGAGAUAGAGAUGCCCUCGUCUUGCCUGCUGGGGACUCAGGAGCUGGAUGCCCUGCUGGGCUACGGGUCCCCCGGUAAGGACCUAGACUACCUCUGCUGGGGCAAGAAGAGGAAGAAGAAGAGGAGUUGGCUGGAUGAUAAGGUGUGUAUAGUAUGGGGUUAUCCACUUUCCUUGGCUGAGUCACACUUCGACACCUAUGAUAAAGGCGCCUGGAAAUGUGUUAGAAUUAACACAUAACAAUAGCUAAGACACAUCGCUGAUACAUUCUCUCAACGUUUCCUUCCCUUCUAUGGUGUUUCUCCUCCAAGAUUUGAUUAGAACUGACUGACUAUCUCGCUCAGCCUCUUGCUUUUCAUUAUGUUUUCAGUGGGACGGCGUUGGGCCCAUCCCGGGGUUUGGUAAGCCUCCGCGGGGGGCAGAGAUGCUGUGGCACCCGGCCGUGGUGAAGCCCUACCUCAGCCUGCUGGCAGAGAGCUCCAACCCUGCCACCCUGGAGGGCUCCGCCGGAUCCCUUCAGAACCUCUCCGCUGGAAACUGGAAGGUGCACAACUUUUUUUCAUUGUAACCUUUGUUUAUACAGGUUAGUCUCAUUAAGAUAUCUGAUUGAGUCUCAUUGAGAUAAAAUCUAUUUUGCAAGAGACCAACAACCCACACGACACUCAUGUCUGUUAUGCUUUGCUUUACACUGUUUAUCUGGUAUUAUUGAAAUGUUACAUCAUGAUAAUGGGACUGUGAUAACAUAAUGGGACUUCCUGGGUAAAUAAAGGUUAAAUAAAAAUACAAUAGAAAUCAUAAUCCCUGUGUGCAGUUUGCGGCCUACAUCCGUGCGGCGGUGCGCAAGGAGAAGGGGCUUCCUAUCCUGGUGGAGCUGCUGAGGAUGGACAACGACAGGGUUGUCUGCUCUGUGGCCACCGCUCUAAGGAACAUGGCCCUGGACAGCAGGAACAAGGAACUUAUAGGUCAGACACGCACGCACGUGCACAUGCGCACCUACACACACACACACAGAAACUCUCUCUCUUUCUCACACGCACACACUUAUAAGUCCUUCAUGUCCCCUGUCUCCCCACUACAGGAAAGUAUGCGAUGCGGGACCUGGUGAACCGUCUCCCUGGGGGCAGCCCCUCCCUGCUGUCUGAUGAGACGGUGGCUUCUGUCUGCUGCACGCUCCACGAAGUCACCAGCAGGAACAUGGAGAACGCCAAGGCCCUGGCAGACACGGGGGGCAUCGAGAAGCUGGUGGACAUCAGUAAGGGCAGGGGGAGGGGGUAUUCUAUGAAGGUGGUGAAGGCUGCAGCUCAGGUCCUCAACACGCUGUGGCAGUACAGGGACCUGCGCACCCUCUACAAACAGGUCAGAUCACUGUGUCUUCGCAAAGUCAAUGGUUUUGGUAUAAUCGCUUAACUAAUAUCAAAAGUUGGAGACUUGGCUCCAUUUUACCUUGGAAAAACUGAACUGAUCUCUGCUUAAAAUACCUUAAUAUCCAGUUUUGCAGAGGUAAAACGUCAUUGUCCUGAGAGUAGCUAUUAUCUCUGUGUUGUAGGACGGAUGGCACCACGGUCAUUUCAUCACUCCUGUGUCCACUCUGGAGAGAGACAGGUACAGGUCUCAACCAACCCUGCCUACUAGCACCUUACAGAUGUCCCCCGUGCCCCGCCAAUCAGGUGAGAGCACUCAACUAUCAUGUUCAAACUACUCAUUAACACACACCACAAUGGACCUUCCCUCCGGGUCUGAUUCCUCUCAAGGUUUGUUCCCUGCCACUGUGCUUCUGCUUGCACUUUGAGGUCUAGACCCGGGUUACCACCAGGGGACUUUUCACAGUCCCUGUGUCCAGAACAAAUUCAAGGAAACGUACAGUAUUAUACAGAGCCAUGAAUGCAUGGAACUCCCUUCCAUCUUAUAUAGCUCAAGUGAACAGCAAACCUGGUUUCAAAAAAACAAAUAAAGCAACACCUCACGGCACAACGCCUCUCCCCCAUGUGACCUACUUGUUGUGUGUACGUACUGACAUGUAUGUGUAACUGAUAGAUGCACACACACACACCACAUGUUAAUGUUUUUAAAUGUAUGUAAAUUGUAAAGUAUUUUGUCUGCAAUGUCUUUUUCGUUAUAUGUCAGGCCCCAGUAAGACUAGCUGUCGCCAUUGGCGUCGGCUAAUGGUGAUCCUAAUAAAUCAAAUCAAAAUUACUGUAAAGCACUUUCUGACAAGUGGUUUAUAAAUACAGUGAGGGAAAAAAGUAUUUGAUCCCCUGCUGAUUUUGUACGUUUGCCCACUGACAAAGACAUGAUCAGUCUAUAAUUGUAAUGGUAGGUUUAUUUGAACAGUGAGAGACAGAAUAAUCCUGAAAAACACAUGUCAAAAAUGUUAUAAAUUGAUUUGCAUUUUAAUGAGGGAAAUAAGUAUUUGACCCCUCUGCAAAACAUGACUUAGUACUUGGUGGCAAAACCCUUGUUGGCAAUCACAGAGGUCAGACUUUUCUUGUAGUUGGCCACCAGGUUUGCACACAUCUCAGGAGGGAUUUUGUCCCACUAAUCUUUGCAGAUCUUCUCCAAGUCAUUAAGGUUUCGAGCCUGACGUUUGGCAACUCGAACCUUCAGCUCCCUCCACAGAUUUUCUAUGGGAUUAAGGUCUGGAGACCACUCCAGGACCUUAAUGUGCUUCUUCUUGAGCCACUCCUUUGUUGCCUUGGCCGUGUGUUUUGGGUCAUUGUCAUGCUGGAAUACCCAUCCACGACCCAUUUUCAAUGCCCUGGCUGAGGGAAGGAGGUUAUCACCCAAUAUUUGACGGUACAUGGCCCCGUCCAUCAUCCCUUUGAUGUGGUGAAGUUGUCCUGUCCCCUUAGCAGAAAAACACCCCCAAAGCAUAAUGUUUCCACCUCCAUGUUUGACGGUGGGGAUGGUGUUCUUGGGGUCAUAGGCAGCAUUCCUCCUGCUCCAAACACGUUGAGUUGAGUUGAUGCCAAAGAGCUCACUUUUGGUCUCAUCUGACCACAACACCUUCACGCAGUUCUCCUCUGAAUCAUUCAGAUGUUCAUUGGCAAACUUCAGACGGCCCUGUAUAUGUGCUUUCUUGAGCAGGGGGACCUUGCGGGCGCUGCAGGAUGUCAGUCCUUCACGGCGUAGUGUGUUACCAAUAGUUUUCUUGGUGACUAUGGUCCCAGCUGCCUUGAGAUCAUUGACAACAUCCUCCCGUGUAGUUCUGGGCUGAUUCCUCACCGUUCUCAUGAUCAUUGCAACUCCAUGAGGUGAGAUCUUGCAUGGAGCCCCAGGCCGAGGGAGAUUGACAGUUCUUUUGUGUUUCUUCCAUUUGCGAAUAAUCGCACCAACUGUUGUCACCUUCUCACCAAGCUGCUUGGCGAUGGUCUUGUAGCCCAUUCCAGCCUUGUGUAGGUCUACAAUCUUGUCCCUGACAUCCUUGGAGAGCUCUUUGGUCUUGGUCAUGGUGGAGAAUUUGGAAUCGAUUGAUUGAUUGCUUCUGUGGACAGGUGUCUUAUACAGGUAACAAACUGAGAUUAGGAGCACUCCCUUAAGAGUGUGCUCCUAAUCUCAGCUCGUUACCUGUAUAAAAGACACCUGGGAGCCAGAAAUCUUUCUGAUUGAGAGGGGGUCAAAUACUUAUUUCCCUCAAUAAAAUGCAAAUAAUUUAUAACAUUUCUGACAUGCGCUUUUCUGGAUUUUUUUGUUGUUAUUCUGUCUCUCACUGUUCAAAUAAACCUACCAAUAAAAUUAUAAACGGAUCAUUUCUUUGUCAGUGGGCAAACGUACAAAAUCAGCAGGGGAUUAAAUACUUUUUUCCCUCACUGUAUAAUGUUGUUGAUUUGACUGAUUGAAUGAAUGGAAAUGUCGCCACCACGGUGCUUCAUUUCUGUGUUGACGUUAUUGUGUCUUCUCAGGUGGUAGUGCAACCUCCUCCCCUGCCAUGUUAGGGAUCAGAAGACCCAGCUCUAACUACCAGAGGGCUCAGUCAUCUAUGCAACUCGAUACAUAUUAUGGAGACAACAGUUUACAUAAAAACCAGUAUACAGGUAAGCCAUGAGGAAGAUCUUUUUAUUCACCAGUACAUUUUUUGUGUACAUUUGAUAUAUUUUGAAUGUUUCAUACACACAGCUUAGUAGAAUUGAAGACAUGGUUGGAUGAAGAUAUCAUUUACUUACAUUUUUGGAUGUGGUUUUGAGGCAGGUUGUAUGAACGGAGUUAACCAUGCCUCAUGCUUGUAUUUUUUUCUUUGUUUUUACUUUCAGGGUCAGAAAAGCAAACACCAUAUUUUAUCGGGUCCUAUUCCUCACCAUCAAGAGAGGACUAUCCUAGGUCCCAGGUAAGACAAAAAUAAGUUGUGGUUCUGGUGUCUUAAAGGUCCAAUGCAGCUGUUUUUAUCUCAAUGUCAAAUCAUUUCUGCGUAACAAUUAAGUACCUUACUGUGAUUGUUUUCAAUAAAAUGUGUCAAAAAGAGUCGACAAUAGCAUCUUAGCAAAGAGCAAUUUCUCAAGCAAGAAUUUUGCUAGGACUGUCUGGGAGUGGUCUGAGUGGGGAAAACUAGCUAUUAUUGGCAGAGAGGUUUGGAACCCUCUUUUGUAUUGGUCUGUUAACGAAUUUACCGCCUGGUGACAUACCGGGCACUCCAAAACUCCAUCCCACCGAAACAGGCUGAAAUUUCAGGUGGUCAUUCAAACAGCUCUUACACUAAAAGGGCAUUAUCAUAAUUUUCACAAUUUCACAGUAUUAUUCCAAACUCAGUGUGGAAAUAUAUAUAAAACACAGGAAAAUCUCAAUUUUGAAUGCACUGGGCCUUUAAAUUCUCUUUCUGUUACAUAAAAUAAGAUUACACAACCCUGUUGUCCUUCAUUGGGUGUAGUGGUGCCCACUGAGUCCGCAUAGAGCCUUUCUUGUGUUAAAGGGAUUAAAUGUAUCUUAAAAGUUUGUUCUUUCAUUGUGUUCAGUGGUGUAGUGCAGGGUAAAUAUUUUAUUUUGGAAGAGGGUUUACCCACCUUUUCUGGAAAAAUGCAUUGAAAGUAUAGGACUGCGGACUGCAAUCAGAGAUUACCACCUAUUAUUUUUACCACUACAUCACUGAUUGUGUGUAAUAGUCCCUCUCCUCUCAUGUAGGACCCAUGUUUGUUGUGUUGAAGGGAUUGAGUUUGUCUUAAGAGUUUGUCUUUUGUUUUACCGGCAGGAAGAUGUGUUCUACUCCGACGAUCCGGAUAGGAAUACUUACAACAACUACAGAAUGUAUCUGUCAUCACCGCAAGGUUACGGGGAGGAGGAGCCUGGGCCUUACCAGGACGAGCCAGUGGACCUGACCUCCACAGAGAGAUACAACACAACCCAAUCUAACAGACUGAAAUCCAAUACCAACACCACUAACUACGUGGACUUCUACUCCACCACGAGGAGGCCUUCUCAGAGGGCUAACCAGUACACUGGAUCCCCUGACUCCUGGGUGUAG